AUGUGCUCUUUUCCCCGUGCUCUGAGAGCUCGAGAUGACAUCAUCGUCAUCAUUCAUCGCAAAGUUGUGGUUCUGCAGGCAAAGAGCUUUCGUGCAUUGGGCUCGCGGCUCCCCGCGUUGAUUCCGUACUCAAAUCUGGUGAAGCCUCAUUAUCUAUCUCACGGUUCCAACAUCUUCAAUACAGCCUCGGGCGAUCUUGGUACUCUUCUACCAUCUCAAGCUGUCAAUCAGAGAUGGCUACCGUUUAUGGAAGGCGUUCCAUUGUGUUGGCAGCCGCUCCCUGCCUGCCAGGACUCCAACUUCGCAGAUUCGUGA
Molecule: messenger RNA, 315 nt
Organism: Marasmius oreades (fairy-ring Marasmius)
Lineage: Eukaryota; Fungi; Basidiomycota; Agaricomycetes; Agaricales; Marasmiaceae
Exons: 1
Coding region: 1-315 (104 amino acids)
Source: RefSeq, a predicted model, not a curated record